Molecule: messenger RNA, 2583 nt
Organism: Xenopus laevis (African clawed frog)
Lineage: Eukaryota; Metazoa; Chordata; Amphibia; Anura; Pipidae
Gene: bcap29.S
Product: B cell receptor-associated protein 29 S homeolog
Exons: 8
Coding region: 277-1011 (244 amino acids)
Biological process (GO): endoplasmic reticulum to Golgi vesicle-mediated transport; intracellular protein transport
Cellular component (GO): endoplasmic reticulum; membrane; endoplasmic reticulum membrane
Source: RefSeq, a predicted model, not a curated record
CCCUCUGGAGCUAUACAUAUAAAACUAGGAGAUGAAGAUAACACUGUACGUCCCACUUAAAUAGAUCUUAAUGGGGAAAGGGCAAUUUCCUAGUUGGGGCUCUCUGGAUAAUGGGUUUCCAGAUAAUGGAUCCCAAACCUGCAUUGUGAUUAGAAAUGCAGUGCCUGUGGGAAAGCCUUGUGACACUACAUACACAAAAAACAAUAUGGUUGCAGGAAAAAAUGUCAGGCCUGGUGAUGCAAAGAAAUAAUUUUUGGAAAAGGAUAAAAAGGAUUUAUGAUGACAUUUCAGUGGACAGCCGUUGCAAGUUUUCUGUAUGGGGAAGUAGCUGUACUUCUAAUUCUCUGCAUCCCAUUUAUUUCUCCUCUGAGAUGGAGAAAGAUAUUCAGAUUUCAGCUGUGGAGUAAAGUAUCACCAUAUUGGAACAAAGCUUUUCUUUCAAUUAUAGUUGUUCUAAUUGUUUUGUUUCUUGAUGCUGCAAGAGAAGUGAGAAAAUAUUCUGCAAGCAAUCUGACAGAUAAAAAUGCAAAGUUGUAUCCUAGUUCCUAUGAUCUCAUCCACAUGAAACUUUUCAGAUCUCAAAGGAAUCUUUACAUCUCAGGAUUCUCUUUAUUUUUCUGGCUUGUGUUACGUAGGGUGGUGUCCCUAAUAAUGGAACUUGCAUCAGAGAUUGAAGGUAAUGGUGCUAUGCAAACCCAAGUAGAAAAUGCCAACGAAGCUGCCAAAAAAUACAUGGAAGAAAAUGAGCAAUUGCAUAAGACAAUAAAUAAUGCUAAAAUGGAUGAAGGCAAGUGGGCACUGAAAGCAGAUAAUGAGAAAUUGAAGACGGAAGUUGAAAACCUUAAAGAAGAGUUAAAAAGAAUGACAGAUGCCCUCUCCAAAUCUCAAAAAGAUGCAAGUGCCCUAAAGAAACAGUGUGAUGGACUUACUAGAGAAUAUGAUCAUCUUCUAAGAGAACAUGAGAAGCUUCAGAACACAACAGAUGGAAUGCAAAAUAAGAAGGAUGAGUAAUUAAUGUAAUGAAUAUAGCUCUGAGGAUGGACUUAAUGUUGUUACCAGUACCAUGCUGUUGUCAAAGUCCUACAAGUGGGGCAGUAAAGACUUUUUUUUACUUGGUGUUUAUGAAGGGAGAUAAACAUGUUUGCCUUCAUACUACCAGCAGCCUAAGGGCAAUAACAUAUGGGCAAUUUGGAAUAUUUUUGAUAAUAAUACCCCAAACUGCCACCUGUGUCAUUACCCUUAUUAGCAAUGCUAAGUAUAUAUAUAUGCUAAGUAUAUAUUUUUUUAUAAAACCUCAUAUAGAUUGUCCGGCUGCAAUAACAAAGGGAUAUUUUGUGUGUUUUUUUCUGAUGAAAUAUGGUAAAGUUCAGUUUCUUCAUUCUAAUAAUGAAUCUGUCUCUUCUUUUUUGCUAUUUAGUACUAGAAAUGUUGGACGCUGAUGCUCUUUGCUGAAAAUAGCGUGUAUUUCACCACAUUAUAAAACACCACUGUUUUUAAAUUGUUGCCUGUGUAAAUGUACCUGUAUGUUGAUCUUUGUUUGGGCAGUAUGCCUUGUGCGAAAUACAUGUGCUAUUUUCACCCAUGUUUUAAUAUAAUGCCAGGAUACCAUGCAUUUGUUUGACCAGUGAAUCUCUGAUAAAUUUGACUGCAUGUACCCACAUGGGAACAGAAGGUCUGAUUUAUAACACACACGUAGAAGCAAUAUGUUCUUGUGCAGUUUAAAUAAUGAAAACAAAUAUUUUUUUGGUGUAGUUGCUACAAUUGUGCAGUUCUGUGCCUAUACUAAGCCAAAGGCACGAGGUACCUUAACCCCCCAUUGACUUGUAUGGUGAGUGCCUAUAAUAUUUGCCUGUGUACUCGCCAUCAGGGAGGAACAAAUGGGAGUCCUAUUAGGGGCCCUGUCCCAGUGGGGGAAUGUAGGAGGUAGAAAAUAACAUACAUAUUUUUUUUUUAAAAAUUGGGACACCAUUCUAUGUAGUUUUCAUGGUCCUUCCCCAGGGUGCUGGGUGGGCAGUGUAUUAAUAACCCCCUCCCAACGCCAAAAACAAUGCCACUAAUAAAGGUGCAUUUCUGAUGCGAGGGAAAAAAACAUAAAAAGGGAAGCCACAUCCUGUUCAUAUGUUGGAUUUUCUUUCAUUUGAGAACAAUGUGGGGUUACAAAUGUCCUGAGUAUGCUUGACUAGCUAAAGCAAUAUACCCAAGUGCCAUUAUUUUGCUCACAUAAUAACAAUACAAUAUUGCAUUUUUUUCAAAAUCUGAUAAUUUGGCAGUGUGGUACCCUUUGGUAUUAUUCAGUGUUAAAAAACCAACAUAGAAUUAUGAAGUUAUUGUAUGCUUUAAAUAUAUAUUUAGCUUUGUAUGAGAUACUUUUAUUGAACAGUUUAAUUCUCUCCCUGGCAGUAUGCACAAAACUGAUAUUUAUCAUUGACUGAGACUUCAGGAUUCAUUAUCCCUGGCCUGCCAGUAAAUAUAUUGGUCUGGCAUACAGAAUCUCAUAGAGCACUAUGGGCAAUAAUAAACUGUUGCAUUUUUUCCCAGGUGGAUUUGCUGUCCAGGACUAUCAAUAAAAUUAUGUUGAUUUGU